AGACGCAUAAUCGUCUCGACGAGGAGGAGAAGGAAGCGAUCGAGUUAUCUAUCGAUCGAGAAAGAUCAAUAUAGCGUAAUUGUGCUGUAAUUAGCGACGGAAAUAUAUAGUUUGGAAUUGCGGAAAAUAUUCGAGUAGAACAAGUGCUUUUCUGUGUACGAAAGUCUAUCUCGAUCUCGACUUUGAGGCCCACUUCCACGGUCCACGCGCGUGGAAGAUACAUGAUAUAAACAUAUAUAUAUAUACAAGAUACCGCGCAAUCUGCUGCGCGUCUGCCUAGUCCUUUGAGAGAGAUACCUCUCUGUUGUCUUAUAUAGAUAGAAGCGUGUGAUUUGAAACGAAAGACACACGUCAACUGUCAAAUGACAUGGAGGAGUCUACGCAAGUGAUCGAUUUGACCGACCACCAACAGCAUCAUCAAUAUCACUAUUAUCAGCAUCAUCAUCAUCAUCAUCACCGUUACCAUUAUCAUCAUCAUCAUCAUUAUCAUCGAGGUAGAACACCAUCCGUGGGUGAGAUUGAUGAUGACGAGUGCAGCACCGACAGUGGCUGCAGCAGCGGCGGAAGUCUCAGAAGCGGCGGACGUCUGUCGCGACGCGAUAGCAACGAACGUUUAUGCAGAUCCAGUAAGUCCUCUCCCAGAACGUAUUGCUACCCGGAGCGGCUGCGAAGACAAACGACGCGAUCGCAGGAGCGGCUCAACACUAGCGUGCAGAGAUCGUCGGAGCGCAUUUGGAGCCUUUCCGAAGACGUCAGGAGUCUACCUCGUGGUAGUACCUCACCCUCAUCCUACUCCUCCAGUCCUUCGGACGCUCACAGCAGCAGCGAUAGCGACUCCCUUAAGAGGUCCUCCACAGCGGAGACUCUACGACGGGCCUUUCAAAAUCUCAAGAUUACCUCAUCCAAAUUGGAUAACAACAAGGGGAAGAAGCACGCGAAGAGGAGCCCGAAGACGAUUUUGCGUAGCCCGGUGCACUAUAUAUAUGUUCGAGGACCAUCCGGUCUACCCACUCAAAGGAUUCCCCGAAACUCCGUUUUUCAGCAGAAAACUAUACACUCGCGCUCCUACCAAGAUCUUUAAUCGAUUACACACACACACACACACACACACACACACACAUCGCUGGAAUUUUUUUUGAAGUAUUUGAACGCGCAGGACCAAGAUACAUUCCUCUGUCAGAGAAAAUAUUAAGGACUAAAAUAUUAAGGAUAAGACGCGCAAUCAAACGUCGCCUUUUGACCGUCGUGCUCGCGAUAACGUAUCUCGUUUUUACGUAGUAUCAUCGACGACGUUAUCUUUACAAAUUCUGAAUUUGCAUGCGGCGUAAAUCAGAAGGUAUAUCCGUAAUUUCUAAGCUUUUUCUGCUUUUGUUUUUCCUUUUUCUCACUCGAUAUUCUUAUUCGAGUUCACAGCUUGCUCGACUGUCGGGACAUUUUUCGAGACAGGCUAGGUUCUUCUCUUUUAAGUAGUAUAAGUCAAGCGUAACGUCGACUCAACGUGAAUUCGCUCGAAUCAGCGAAACGAAUGACAAGAAAGGCAACAGAAACACAAUUAACGUACAUAAAGAGAGAUGAUGUUGAAUUAAAUAUAUGCACAAUUAUUAUAUUAACUGCAGAUGAUCCUUGAUACCGGAUACAGAAAUUAUUUGCAUAUUAAAUUACGAAAUAGUAGU
Trachymyrmex septentrionalis is the source of this 1673-nucleotide messenger RNA. Its product is annotated as SKI/DACH domain-containing protein 1-like. The coding region runs from base 368 to 1081 and encodes 237 amino acids. Lineage: Eukaryota; Metazoa; Arthropoda; Insecta; Hymenoptera; Formicidae. The transcript has a single exon. The record is from RefSeq and is a predicted model, not a curated record.